Messenger RNA from Pseudomyrmex gracilis, 1187 nucleotides. RefSeq lists its product as uncharacterized. The transcript is spliced from 2 exons. The record is from RefSeq and is a predicted model, not a curated record. The coding region runs from base 115 to 441 and encodes 108 amino acids. NCBI's taxonomy places the organism in Eukaryota, Metazoa, Arthropoda, Insecta, Hymenoptera, Formicidae.
UCAACGUUGUUGUCUUUCCGAUCUCUUUUGCAAUCAACUGUUUGCAAACAUUGAAGAGUGUGAAUAAAGGAAGAAAAAGUAAAAACGAUACUUGGUCGAAAAGUUUACAAACAUAUGUUUACAACGUAUUCAAAACUGUCAGAGUGUAAACAAGAGUAUGUUUCCUCGGAAUCAAUCGAGGAGAUCACGGAAUCCGUAGACGAAUUGCGGGAGAAGCUCGCGCACAUGAGAAAACUCAUGGAGGCGCGGAACGUCUCGUCGCAGGACAAACAGAACGACAGAUCAAUAAGAAAAAGCGAAACCAUAAUAAUAGACGGCAGCUUCUUGUCCUGGAUCUUCGGAGUGGUUCUCGCGCUGAUUCUCAGCGUGAGCUUCUACGCCUUCUACAAUCUUUACACCGCGGUGAUGAAGAGGUUUCCACCUUAUCAUACAGAAUUGUAAACUGUGAACAAUAUACAAGAAGAAACAAGACAACAACAAUAAAAAAUCAAAGCAAGCUCAGAACAUUCGCGGAAAGAUAAUAUUAAUUCUAUUUAGUCUCUCACAAGAAACAAAAAUUCAUACUCGCAUAUAAAAAAACCUGACAUUUUUUUAUAUGAGUGAAUAAUUUUUAUCAAUUCUACAUUUUCAUCGAACGUUUUCUUCAUAACGACAACUACGGCACGAUCAGUUUUCUGUCUUUUUUUCUCAAACAGUUUGGUAAGUUGGGUAUAUUCCUCAAAUCGACUCGCAGUAUAGUGUCUAUUAUCGGCGGAUAUAUUUUUUUCAGAUAAUCACACACACACACACACAACAGCACUGUCAAUUGCGAAUUAUUAGAAAAUAAUUGGUCAUCGCCACUUUUUGCUUCUAAUUUUUAAUUUGUUGCAUGGAUGCAACAUGUAUUUCAAUAUCAUGCAGUAUAUAUUGUCAUUCAUAAAACACUAUAUUUUUUCUCUCUCUAAACCACAUGUGAAAAAACUAAGGAUGUGUACUAAACAAAUAUGUUUUUGAUGACAUUAUAUGUACUACAUAAUACAUAAUAAAUAUAUAACAAUUGUUGAAAUAUAAUUUAAAAACUUCGACAUAUCUCUUAUUGCUGUUAAUAUAAUUAUAAUAACAUGUAGUCUAGUGUGUGAGAGAAUAUAAACUUAUAAAUAAGUGAUAUAAGUAGAGAUGAUAGAAAAUACUUUUGUAUACAUUAUGAU